This is a messenger RNA of Akanthomyces muscarius, 249 nucleotides long. RefSeq lists its product as uncharacterized. Bases 1 to 249 code for a protein of 82 amino acids. NCBI's taxonomy places the organism in Eukaryota, Fungi, Ascomycota, Sordariomycetes, Hypocreales, Cordycipitaceae. The record is from RefSeq and is a predicted model, not a curated record. The transcript is spliced from 4 exons.
AUGCGGGUAAAAAGGGUGCUCAGUACCAGUACGGAUAGACAGGCAAGACGGGUAGCCACAACUCAGACUCGCCAGGGAUGGACGACGCUGCGUUUGGCUGGCUGGCUGGCUGGGGGCGACUCGUGCCACUGCCAACCUAUGCCUUGCCAACUGCCCGGCACCACCUGGCGGCCUGCGGCUGAGAUCCCCUACAUGGUUGAUGGUCUGGCUGAUGGUGGCCCUGAAUUGCUGAUGCCCGCCCAACUUUAA